Megalops cyprinoides (Indo-Pacific tarpon) is the source of this 2395-nucleotide messenger RNA. RefSeq names its product extracellular matrix protein 2, female organ and adipocyte specific (gene ecm2). Gene Ontology annotation, cellular component: extracellular matrix. The coding region runs from base 105 to 2318 and encodes 737 amino acids. The transcript has 10 exons. Lineage: Eukaryota; Metazoa; Chordata; Actinopteri; Elopiformes; Megalopidae. Gene Ontology annotation, molecular function: collagen V binding; heparin binding; protein binding. Gene Ontology annotation, biological process: positive regulation of cell-substrate adhesion; extracellular matrix organization. The record is from RefSeq and is a predicted model, not a curated record.
CACAGCCGCUGGCAGUCCCAGAGAACUUGGGAAAGAGCGGAAAUAUUUGGCUUUGCACACUGCCUGCGAACCACUGGUCCCUGCACUUCCAGUAAGACCCUGCAAUGAGGCCAAGGGUUGUGCUUGCUCUGUGUCUGCUGGUAUGCAUGGGCCUUGCCCUUGCCCAGGUGGAGGUGGAGAGGGGGAGAAGGAGAAGAGUCGGACUGAAGCGAGGCAGGAACAGGCCCGCGAGGCAGCGGAAUUCCAACCCGCUCCUUCGGCUAAGGAGCGUCCCUGCGAACAACGGGGACGAUGGCACGUCUGUAUUUAUUGAGUCAUACAAGAGCGUCAAUGAGCUGGAGUCCAACUACAAUGUCAUACCAGGGAAGAAGGGGCAGUGUGUGUUCCAGGGCAUCACCAUGUUUGACAAGGCCGUCUGGUCCCCCAAGCCCUGUGUCACCUGCUUGUGCUCCGAUGGGGCGGUGGCAUGUGAUGAGAUCCACUGCCCCCGGCUUCACUGCCCCCUCACCAUCACCCCUGUAGGGGAGUGCUGUCCUGUCUGCCACGACCUUGUCCCUGAUGUCCCCGAACUCUCUGGCGAUUCCCCAGAACCCAAUGACCCCAGCGAGCUGGGGCCGGCCGCCCCUCGCACCCAGGAGGAGAUCGACGAACUGCUGAGGAAGGAGGAGGAGGAGCACCAGGAGAUGGAGGAGCAGCUCCAGAAGAAGGACGCGGAGCGCAAGAGGAAGAGGAAGCUGAAGAGGCUGCAGGCCGAAAAACAGAAGAAGCUCUUCGAGGAGAGACGGCGGGAGGAGGAGGAGCUGCGAGAGAAGAUGGAGGAAGAGGAGAAGAGACUUGAGGACCAGAGGAGGAGGGAAGAGGAGGAGAAGGCGGCAGAAAAGGAGAAGAAACGGAGGAUGGAGGAGGAGCGAAGGCUGGAGGAGGACAGAAGGAGGAGGCUGGAGAUGGAACAGAGGGAGCUGCUGAGGAUACUGGAAGAGGAAGAGGGGGAGGAAGAGGGAGAGGGAGAGGAGCAGGAGGGGAGGGAGGAAGAAGAGGAGGAGGAGGAGGAAGUCUGGUUGAGAGGAGAUGUUUUCCAAAUGCCCCCACGGCGCACUACCCCAGAGGGAAUCCCGCCUCUCCCUGCCCCUACAGUUGAGGACACCCCCAGAUCCAGCCCCUCCCUCCCUGCAGGCUGUAUCAUCUCUGAUGUCACAGUCACCUGUGAGAAUGCCAAGUUCACCAGCAUUCCACCCCUGUCCAUCCCUGAGCUCAAGGCUCUCAGCUUGGAAGGGAAUGCUAUCACUGCAAUUCCAGCAGGGGCUUUCAAUGGCAUCCCCAACUUGGAGUGGAUCAACCUUGGCAAAAAUAAGCUCACGUCUUCUGGCAUCGACCCACAAGUGUUCAAAGGCCUGAAAUUUCUGACUCGUCUGUACAUGGAUGGCAAUCUUCUGGAGCAGAUUCCCACAGAACUCCCAUCAAGCUUACAGGAGCUGAAGAUCAAUGAAAACAACCUUCGCACAAUCGAUGAAAACAGCCUGCAAGGUCUGCACAAUCUUAUUACCUUGGAGCUGGAAGGAAAUGUGCUGAGCGAGGGAAACGUGGAUCCCUCUGCCUUCCUGCCCCUCACGCAGCUCUCCUACUUGCGGCUGGGUAGGAACCAUUUCCGCACCAUUCCCCAGGGCCUGCCGGCGUCUCUGCAGGAACUGUAUCUGGAAAACAACGUCAUUGAAGAAAUAUCUGAGUCCGUUCUCAAUCAUACGAGAAACCUGAAUAUUGUUGUGCUGAGGCACAACAGGCUGGAUGAGACAAGGAUUGCUCCUUUGGCCUGGAUCAAUCAUCCGCACCUGGAGUCCAUAGACCUCUCACACAACAAGCUUUAUCACGUUCCAUCAUUCCUGCCAAGAUCUCUGGUCCACCUGGUUCUUGUUGGUAACCAGAUUGAGAGGAUCCCUGGCUACGUGUUUGCCCACAUGGAACCUGGCAUAGAAUACCUGUAUCUCUCCUUCAACGACCUGGAGAGCGACGGAAUCAACCCCGUGUCCUUCUUCGGGGCGUUCCACUCCUUGACGGAGCUGUUUUUAGACCACAACCAGCUGACCAAGGUGCCCCUUUCAAUCAGAGAGAUGAAGUCGCUGCAUUUUCUCAGACUGAAUGACAACAAAAUAAAGAAUUUUUCGGAUGAAUCCAUCUGUGACCCCCUGAGCGAUGAGGACUCAAAUCUUAUGACGCUGCGUCUGGAAAACAAUUUCAUCGACACCAGGAAAAUUUCUCCCACCGCUUUCUCCUGCAUAAGAUCAUACUCCAGUGUUGUUCUAAAACCUCAGAAGACUCAGUAGUGUCCUUCUGUUCGUGUUUUCAAGCACAAGCCAAAGAAAGCAAAAAUCAAGCUUUACUGCUUUACCAGACAACCACU